Meloidogyne enterolobii is the source of this 685-nucleotide messenger RNA. The record is from the annotation of a GenBank genome assembly. NCBI's taxonomy places the organism in Eukaryota, Metazoa, Nematoda, Chromadorea, Rhabditida, Meloidogynidae.
UGAUUUCUCUCCAAUUUCCGGGCCUGAUCUCUCACCUACUUCCUUUUUCUGACACUGACCUCUCAAUUUUUGGCGACUGAACUGUAGCCAUUUAACGGAUCUUGGGCCUAUUUCUCCCCUCCAUAGAUUCGGAUUCUGCGAUAAUUCUAUUUCUCCGAAAUUCUGCGGACGCAGAUUCUGUGGUGUCCGCAGAUUCUGCGGUCUAUUUUUCCUUUAUUCGUUCAAAAAGGUCAGUUUUCUUUCUUCCUCAAUUUCACUUAAUUUUCCCUGUGGACUCAAUCUUCCGUGCUCAUUCGAUUUUCACAAAUGGGUGAUCCCGUUGAUUUCAAUUUUGAUGACAUCGGAAAGAAAAACCUACUUAAAAUACCCUUUUCAAUUCUUUUUAACCCUCUUUAAAUAAGAAACAAACCGAUAUCUACCCUAAUCAUUACAUAGCCCUACCUAAAUACCCUCUUCAAUUCUUUUUAUCCCUCUUUAAAUCCCACGAUUUUCCUCUUUAUGCCCUGUUAUCAUUCUUUGCCCCCUUAAUCCAAUGAAAUCUCCACUCUCUUGUGGAGAUCACUCAAAUCCCCCUUUUUCCUUGGAUUAUACCUAUAAACCCUAUAUAUCCAUCUUAAUCCCCUUAAAUCCCUUUUUAUGUUUUUUGUUCUUGCAUACUCUUUUUCUAUUCUUAUCCCCAUGUUAA